Staurois parvus is the source of this 350-nucleotide messenger RNA. The record is from the annotation of a GenBank genome assembly. NCBI's taxonomy places the organism in Eukaryota, Metazoa, Chordata, Amphibia, Anura, Ranidae.
AAGGCGCGGUGUGCAUCGUUGCUAUGGCUGAGCUGGUGCAGGCCUCACAGUCCCGGAGCAGCCUGCAGUCUCCAGCCGGCGGACAGAGCGCUACUUCCACGGCGGCAGGGAGCAGUUCGGGCAGCAGCGACCCGGCUAGGCCCGGGCUGAGCCAGCAGCAGAGAGCCAGCCAGAGGAAAGCUCAGGUGCGGGCCCUUCCCCGGGCCAAGAAGCUGGAGAAGCUCGGCGUGUUCUCGGCAUGUAAGGCAAAUGACGUGUGUAAGUGCAAUGGAUGGAAAAACCCAAACCCACAGACAGCACCAAGAAUGGACCUCCAGCAGCCUGCAGCCAGCCUGAGUGAGCCAUGCCGA